GCACACGUCCUCCCUUAUUUCAACUUUGCUCGCCGGCCGAGAAGAACGGCUCCGCAAUUGCUUUGACGAGAGGAGACAAUGGACUUCUUAUUUAAGGGAAUGACUGAGGAUAGAUCUGAGGGCCACUUUGACGUGAAAGACAUCCAAAGGUGCCCAUUUUUGAGGAACAUCAACAAACCUACAAAUUUAUCCUUUUCUGCAACAAGUAUUUCCUUUCCUGCGCGCAGAGCUAACGGUCCUAUAUUUGAAGAUGGUCCCAAUUUUGAGUUGGCAUUUAAGCUCUUUCAUGGAAAAGAUGGAGUCGUUCCCCUUACUGAGAGAUCUAACUUUCACAGUGACGGCAAAGAGCCUGAUUCCCUGCCUCCCUUCAAUCCUUUGGCAGCAAAAGCAGCUACCAUAAGCCUUUCUGCGUUUGGUCCCAGUGGCCCUUUCAGUUUUGGAAAUUUUUCUGACAAGUGGAAGAAGCAAAAGAAGACUGAAUCAUCAAACAAAAGGGAGACCUCAUCUCAUAAAGAAGAUUUGUCAAAGCAUGAGGCACUUGGAAAUGAAUGGAUAGAAAAGGGAAAUUGCCCAAUUGCCAAGUCCUAUAGAGCUGUAAGUAAUGUCCUCCCCCUUGUUGCAUCAGCUUUCCGGCCACCACCUGGCAUGAAGCUUAAAUGCCCUCCAGCAGUUGUUGCUGCUAGGGCGGCUCUUGCUCGCACAGCCUUUGUUAAAAGCUUGCGUCCUCAGCCGCUUCCUGCGAAAAUGCUUGUUAUUGCAGCACUAGGGAUGGCAGUUAAUGUCCCUUUGGGUGUAUGGAAGGAGCACACGAAGAAGUUCUCGCUGUCAUGGUUUGCCGCAGUGCAUGCGGCUGUUCCCUUCAUAGCCAUGCUUCGGAAGUCAGUCCUGAUGCCUAAAUCAGCAAUGGCAUUGACAAUUGGAGCUUGUAUCCUCGGGCAGGUUAUUGGCUCGAGAGCUGAGCGUAUCCGGCUGAAGGCGGUAACAAAAGAAGAAAGAGUGAAAACUGAGACAACCAUGAAGAUGGCAAGCUCUAAUCCCAGCCAUCUUAGUGAUACUAUAGGUAAUCUCUGUGCUGCAGAAGGAAUGGCUCUCCGCUCACUCUCAGUGAAGGAUGCCGGUCCCACUUCAGCUGCCGGUGUCUGUUGUUGAACUCCCUGUGACCUUCAUAUAUGAGUAGAAAAUCCAAAGAAUCUUGAAUAAAACCUGCGGUGGUGAUGUAAUAACAGAUCAUAAGGAACUUGCCCAUGUAUUAUGAGAACGGCUUUACAUCCUUGGGUCUUCAUAUAUUUUAAUACUGAAUGAAUUCUUGUGGAA
This is a messenger RNA of Neltuma alba, 1314 nucleotides long. RefSeq lists its product as uncharacterized. The record is from RefSeq and is a predicted model, not a curated record. Bases 79 to 1149 code for a protein of 356 amino acids. Gene Ontology annotation, cellular component: chloroplast. Lineage: Eukaryota; Viridiplantae; Streptophyta; Magnoliopsida; Fabales; Fabaceae. The transcript is spliced from 4 exons.